Molecule: messenger RNA, 195 nt
Organism: Staurois parvus
Lineage: Eukaryota; Metazoa; Chordata; Amphibia; Anura; Ranidae
Source: the annotation of a GenBank genome assembly
UGCCCCAUCGUUGGUGUCAGUGGGGGAGGAAUAGUGCCCCAUCAUUGGUGUCAGUGGGGGAGGAAUAGUGCCCCAUCAUUGGUGUCAGUGUGGAGAACAGUGCCCCAUCAUUGGUGUCAGUGGGGGAGGAAUAGUGCCCCAUCGUUGGUGUCAGUGGGGGAGGAACAGUGCACCAUCAUUAGUGUCAGUGGGGGA